Messenger RNA from Verruconis gallopava, 2763 nucleotides. RefSeq lists its product as uncharacterized. The transcript is spliced from 2 exons. NCBI's taxonomy places the organism in Eukaryota, Fungi, Ascomycota, Dothideomycetes, Venturiales, Sympoventuriaceae. The record is from RefSeq and is a predicted model, not a curated record. Bases 41 to 1165 code for a protein of 374 amino acids.
AAAAAAAAAAAAAAAAAUAAGAGGAAAGAUCGAUGUUGGGAUGGCGCUCAAGAUGGUUGGCAAAGCGUCAGGUUCCUCCAGACUGUUCCGACUGAACUUUACCGGCGACGUGAUGCUCGGCCGGCUCAUCGACGGACUGUUCGCCACCAAUGUCGCGAACGCGGAAGACAGGUCGCACUGCGACACGAUCCGGGAGCGCCACCCUCGUCUGCGUGACUACAACGCGCAGUCUCCCUGGGGAAGCACGCUGCCGCUGUUCCGGACGGCAGAUCUGAACCUGAUCAAUCUCGAGACGGCCGUCACGACGUCGGACGACAUCUGGCCGAACAAGGUGUUCAACUAUCGCGCACACCCACAGAGGGUGCAGUGCUUGCAAGAAGCGAAGAUUAGCUAUGCGGGGCUGGCCAACAAUCACACGCUUGACUUUGGUGUCGCGGGGCUGGAGGAGACAGUAAGGUGCCUCGGAGACGCACACAUUGCUUCCGCAGGGGCAGGCCUAGACGCCCAUGAAGCAACGCGGCCAGCGACACUACGGAUACGUGGUGACAUGGACAAUGUUGAGUAUCAGAUCCACGUCUUCGCAGCGAGUGACCACCCGCACGACUGGGGCCGAAUACCCGGCUUCCAUCUCAUCGACUAUACUUCUGCGACGCGUCAAAGGCUGAAGAAGCUUUUGAUGAGCUACAAGGAAAGCGAGAAGCCAGAUCUGAAGGUGUUUAGCGUGCACUGGGGUCCGAAUUACAGCUGGCAUCCAUCGGACGACAUACGAAGCUUGGCGCACUUUCUUAUUGACGAAUGUGAAGUUGACAUCAUCCACGGACAUUCGUCCCAUCAUAUCCAAGGGGUUGAACUGUACAAAGGGAAGCUGAUCAUCUACGGAUGCGGAGAUUUUGUGGACGACUACGCACUUAAUGCCACAUAUCGCAACGAUCGAAGUGCUGUCUGGACGGUGCUAGUUGAGCCGUCGGAACAAUCAGGACUAAGACUCACAAGGCUAGAGAUAUGGCCCACGAUGAUCGAAAAGUUCCAGGCCAUGGUAGCGUACAGUGGAAGUGAGGAGCACAGGUGGGUUUGUAAUAAGAUCAUAACUUUGAGUCGAGAUCUGGGAACCAGCCUAGGUAACGAGAGGGGGGAUCAGGGACAGCUUCUGAUCAACGUCAAUUGAGGAUUCUCGUGCUCAUGAACGCUAUUGAUGCCUGAGUUGGGCUUUACUAGCACAGCACUAGAUCGCCGAAGGACCAGAUGAUCAUGCCCAAGACGCGACGGAGGGACCGCGACAGGCAGCUUUGCAUUACAGUCGCCAUUCUAGGACAAGAGUCUCGAUCACUCUGCAGAGCCUGCGGAUUCGAGCUGCGCAGGACAUACAACGACAGGAAUCGAUCCGGGCAUGGAUUCCAAGCGACUUCAAAGAUAAGGAUUGGCAAAGGCGGCCUGUGGCGGCGAGGAGAUGAGGGCGGGAUCCUCUAGCGCUCAUGGCGGGGUUUGGUCUAGAUCGCGCAUCAGAGCCCAGUCAGAGAUUGAACGACUGUUUAAGGCCUCCAUCGAACCUGCCGACCGUCUCAACCGAGUCUGGGCAUCGCAAGACGAUGUGGACGGUGUACAACAGGUGUGGGAGCCGCGCAGUUUCAGACAGAGAGACCGGUGGAGUGGUUGAUAUGGGGAAGCAACGGUGGUGAGACGCGCGAGCAGAAGCAUGCACAUCAGCCUGACUACGCGUUCAUUGUGCGUGCUCUUUGCCCAACUGUGGUGUGCUCGGCGCCGAGUCCUUGCAAGGCGUCGGAGCUUAGCUUAGCAAGCAUGUGAGAAUACCGCGCAAGGCGAAAGAUAGCCGCUGUUCUAGUGCGAGAAGAAUGACAGCGCCGGAACGAGAACUACGAGUGCAUUUCAUCCAGUAGCGUCCCGUGUAAGGAUGGUAGAAUUGCGGCGAGAGGGGGAGCCGUAUCAUGCAGCGAUGUGUUCCAGACUGGGCCAAGGCGGGACAGGCAUGAUCGAGGGCUGUGGCAUGGAGGUUCCUUUGCGGAGCCGGCGCGAUCCCAUCAAUCUCUCCAGGAGGGGAACAUUACGAGAGCCACCCGUCGUAUAUCUCACACCGUCGUUCCACCACUCUGCUUCUGGCAAUCGUCUAGAAGGCCGAAGAAUCAGGCGACCGCCUUGGCGAACGCCUCCCAGGCUUGCUCGGCGGAGGCUCGGACUCUCAGGUCCAGGGGCCUGAUUGCAGACACAGGGUGGGAUAAUCAACAUCGAGCAACGGUCGUUAAGAUGAACUACCAGGGGACUGUACUGUGUGCUUUCUUUGAACAGAAAUCAAUAGCUCGCUACUGGACCUGCGCUGGCGGGGACGCGACUCAGCGCACGUCGAGACGCGCUUGGCUGGCAGAGGCGGAGGAGCAAGUGCGCAAAGAGAUUCGAUGAAGGCCUAGAAUCGCAUCGAAACCCGUUCGACGGGGACGGCCCGUAAACGGCGAACAGGUUUGUUCAUGGUCACGCGUGCUUGCAGCAGGCGGUGAAAAGACAAGUGAGAUUCUACCGGGCGACGCGUGAAAUGGUGACAAGACGCAGGAGUCGAGACUGAGGAUCACAAGGCAACAGCACGAGCACUUGUUUGAAGGUACGGGCAGGGAAUGAUGGCAGUGCAAGUGAUACGAUGUGAUCCAUGUCGCGUGAGCCCGAAGGCUGCAAAUGCGGAUACAAUCACUGAAAGAAUAGUCAACAAAGAUACACAGAGACGGAAGGAUAAAAAUUUUAUCUUCCCUGUCAAGCCCG